Messenger RNA from Larimichthys crocea (large yellow croaker), 4016 nucleotides. RefSeq names its product 5-hydroxytryptamine receptor 1B. Gene Ontology annotation, molecular function: G protein-coupled serotonin receptor activity. Bases 350 to 1552 code for a protein of 400 amino acids. Gene Ontology annotation, biological process: positive regulation of MAPK cascade; vasoconstriction; regulation of behavior. The transcript has a single exon. Gene Ontology annotation, cellular component: plasma membrane. Lineage: Eukaryota; Metazoa; Chordata; Actinopteri; Sciaenidae. The record is from RefSeq and is a predicted model, not a curated record.
AGAGAGAGAGAGAGAGAUGACAUGGGAGGGUGAGGGAGGGAGGGAGAGGUGAGGCGUCCUCCCGGUAUAUAACGGGCUCUCUCUCUCUCUCUCCCUCUCAGACCGGAGCGGAUCUCAGAGCAGCUGACACAGACAGAGUUUCUCAUUCACAAACAAACAAACAAACAAACAAACAAACGGAUGUUGCUUUUAACUGUACUGCUCGUGACGUCACAGAUUGCUGGAUGAUGGAGCUGGUGUUUCGUGUCCAUCUGUGGGAGCUGAUGGAGUGAUGGUGAAGAUGAAGAGGAGGAGGCAGAGGAGAUGGAGCCGCUCCUCACGCUGAUCUCCAGGCUUUGCUCUGAGCUCCAUGACAGGGGGAUCUGACGGGGGGGAAGGUGGAGGCAUGGAGAAUGCCGGUCAGCUCAAACCAACGCCUGUCAUCUACGGAGAGCUGUUGAACAUCUCCACCAACUACACCCAUGCGGCCAAUUUCACGUCGAAGGCGGAGGAGGGGAAGGACGGCAGCGUGGCUUUCCAGGCGGGUCUGGCCGUGACCUUAGCCCUCAUCACCUUAGCCACCACGCUCUCCAACGCGUUCGUCAUCGCCACCAUCUACCAGUCCAGAAAGCUGCACACCCCGGCCAACUUCCUGAUCGCGUCCCUGGCCGUCACGGACCUCCUGGUGUCCAUCCUGGUGAUGCCCAUCAGCGCGCUGUACACCGUCAGCCAGACGUGGACUCUCGGGCAGGUGGUGUGUGACAUCUGGCUGUCCUCGGAUAUAACGUGCUGCACCGCCUCCAUCCUCCACCUGUGCGUAAUUGCGCUGGACCGUUACUGGGCCAUCACGGACGCGGUGGAGUACUCCAAGAAGCGCACGCCGGGGCGCGCGGCCGGGAUGAUCGCCACCGCCUGGGUGAUCGCCAUCUCCAUCUCCCUGCCGCCUUUCUUCUGGCGCCAGGUGAAGGCGGAGGAGGUGACGAGCUGCAACGUGAACACCGACCACAUUUUCUACACCAUCUACUCCACCUUCGGCGCGUUCUACAUCCCCACGCUGCUGCUCAUCGCCCUGUACGGGAGGAUCUACGUGGAGGCGCGGAAGCGCAUCCUGAAGCAGUCCCGCAACAAGCCCGGGAAGAGACUCACCUCUGCGCACCUGAUCACCGACUCCCCCGGCUCGGUGGCGUCCACCACCUCCCUGAACUACGGGACCGCCAACGACACCUCCUCCUGCUGUGACACUACCUCGUCCGCGAACCAAGUGAGCCAGGUGAAAGUCACCGUGUCCGACGCGCUCCUGGAGAAGAAGCGCAUCUCCGCGGCGCGCGAGAGGAAGGCGACCAAAACUUUGGGAAUAAUCCUGGGAGCUUACAUCAUCUGCUGGCUCCCGUUUUUCAUUUACACUCUUCUAGUGCCUGUCUGUGAGUCCUGCUUCCACCCGGAGCUCUUCGACAUUUUCACCUGGCUGGGUUACCUCAACUCUUUAAUCAACCCCAUCAUCUACACCAUGUCCAACGAGGACUUCAAGCAGGCGUUCCACAAACUGAUUCGGUUUAAAUGCUGCAGGGCAUGAACGGUGAUUAACCCCACCUCCCCCUCCUCCUCCCUCAGAUCCCAUCUCUAAUCAUCUGUAUAAUGACAGAAUCAAAUCAAACCCACCUCCACCUCCACCUCCACCUCCACCCACCUCCACAAACACAUCCCUCCAGGUUCAUCCACAUUGUUUAUGAUAAUGUGUCUGCAGAGGACUGUGGGAAUGAAUGGAGCUGCCAUCAGCCUGCAGUGUGUGCAGUGUGUGUGUGGAUUACAGCACAAAACAUGUGACGAGGUGGAAGCUCUGUGACAUCCAUCCAUCCAUCCAUGCAUCCAUCCCUAACCCCACCCGACCCCGCCUGUACGUGCUGCACUGGACUGCAGCCUGCAGACUCACUCUUGCCAUAUGAGUCUGACAGUCAACGUCAGUUGGCUCGUAAGCACAAACAAGCUUAGGACUUAAGCUACCAUGAGCCCCAAGGGCAAAAAAUAAGAUCUGUGUUUCAUUUUCCUGACUCAAUAAGGGGAAAUACUGGUGCCUACAAUACGUUUAGUUCAGUUCCUCAGACGUGCCCGGCUCCAGUCGGAGAGAUCAAAACAAAAAAAAAGGCAUGAUUUGAGUUCUGGAGGGUUUUUCUUUUCUCGCUGUGGCUGAUGUGUAAAUGUACGACUGUAUGCAUCAGUGUGAUUUAUACCUUGAGUCAUCAUCGACUGUGAGGGGCUGGAGAGCCGACCCCGUUAAAGAUGCAUCUUAAUUGUUAAUAUUUAGCGUUGAUGUUCCAUUUCAUGUCAGGCUAAGCAGACAGACAGACAGACAGACAGACAGACAGACAGAUGAUGAACAGGAGGGUUUCCUACAGUCGCCUCGUGUGAGGACGAGUUUGAAAAUGUCACAGUUCUGAUUCAGAUCAAAUCCUCACAUGUUAAAUGUCACAUUUUUAGCUGCUGCUUGAUCCUUUAAAAGAACUGGGAACGCCUGAAAAAUCUGUUCUGCUGCAGAUACAGAAUGAGCCAUGAUGGAAGUCAUGAUACGACUGUACACAGAUCACACACGGUGAGUUCACUCUGCAGUUUAUUCAAGUCAAAACAGUUAAACUUGAUCCAUUUUAGGCCAAAAAUGAAUUUAACUUAAAGGUCCAGUGUGAAAGGUUUAGUGCCAUCUAGUGGUGGAGUUGCUCAUCGCAACCUCCGCUCUUCCCGAGUAUGAAACAUGAGUCAGCGUUUUGUCACGGCGGACUCCGCCUGUUGAUAUAAAAGACUCAUUCUAAGGUAGCAAAAACAUAACGAGUCUCUUCAGGUGAUUAAACAUGGAUGAAAACAGAGUUAUGAUUAUUAUUUUCUGUAAAUAGAGGCGCCUAAAUCUGACACACCGGACCUUUAAUUGUUGGCAUAGUCGUGGACAAAUUUAGAAAUGAAGUUAAGGCUAAUUUAAGAGUUAAAUAAAUAAUAAAUAUAAAGAGUUUCUUCAGUUUCUUAAAUUGUGGCUACAGCCCCGUGUUCAUGUCAUGCAAUAAUUUAAGAAAUCUCAAAAUUAUGAUCUUACAAACAUGUAGGAACCCCGUCCUGUUCUUUUAAAGGAAUAGUUUGGAGAUAAUCGGCUUGUUCGCCUCCUCGCAGAGAGUUUGCUGUGACAGUUUGUGCCGCUCUCAUGUCUGUUAAGAGUCUUCCAUCCUCCCGUAACUCUGUCGGACUCACGAUGGACAGAAACAAUCAAAAUCGAGGCAGCAGAACCGACAGAGAUAUCGCCGUUUGACCUGCGCCUACAUUUCCCACAAUGCAACUCAAGCACCAACAUUUCUAAUGGAUAGUGGAUAAUAAAGCAAGGGAGGUGAAGCCAACACAGGAAGUGCAGUUCCUCUUGUAGUCCACUUGAGGCUGGCUCCAGAAGUGAGUCAGUCUCCAUAAGUCCCCAUGUCCAAAUGUCCAACAGCAGAAAUAAACAUGUUUACAGCCUGGUACAAAGACUUUCCAGAAUUGUGUUCAAACAUCAAACUCAACACCUGGAAACGCACAGACAUGAGAGUGGUAUCAAACUGUUCGUCUAACUCUCGGCAGCAAAGCUAAUGAGCUUAAAACAUCAAACUAUUCUUUAUAUAUAAUGAGGUAAAAAAGAAAGAAAGGGGGAGUUUGUUGUACCAGUAAAAACAUAAAAAAAACAAAGAUGGCUCUGCAGGACCGCUUCACCGCUGCAGCCGUGUUUCGAGGCGGCGUGGACGACGCCCUGCAGCCGUCCUGCUCCGUCACAGCUCGUGGUGAACAGCUUCAUCGUGUACAGCGCCGAUCAGCUCAGUGUGGAAGUUGCAUCUCAUCCAGGUUAGCUUCUGCUGUACAACGCUUCUGCACACAUCAGGCGACGAUGCAGUGUAACCGCUCUGCUCUGGAGGAGGAAGGAAGUCCAACCCACAAACAAACAAACAAACAAACAAACAAACAAACAAACAAACACUGCUGCUGUUGUGACAAAAUAUCAAUAAAAAGGUCUAUGGCAUCAUGAGGUGACGAUA